Molecule: messenger RNA, 1275 nt
Organism: Moneuplotes crassus
Lineage: Eukaryota; Ciliophora; Spirotrichea; Euplotida; Euplotidae
Source: the annotation of a GenBank genome assembly
CUUAAAAUGGAACCUAAUCUACCGAGGCCAGGACAAGACGUCGCGGACUAUCAGAUGCAGGACUUACACACUUGUAGUGAGGGAAAUAUUGAGCAUCUUGAAACAACUGUGAGGGAUGCUCAGAAGAUUCUCAACAAUAAUUCUGCCGCAAAAUAUAAGAGGAGCUCAAAAAUGAUCAACCAGAUGCACCAAGCGCUAAUCAAAGUUAAAGAGGAGACUAGCAGCACUGAUUGGAACUUUCUCAAAACUACUCAUCCCAGCAUUUCUGAUAGAAUUGACCUUCUUCGUACUACAACAAAUGAUCUAUUGGGUGAAUACAAGUGAUUGAUUGCUGCCAAUUCUGAGCACAAAGGUAAAUUUCCCGAGCUUCAAGAUAAUAUGCCAUGUUUGUCAACUGUCAGACCAACUGCUUGCUCCAACCCAGAUCUGGUAAACUUACAAUCUAGAGAUGGACCGAAACACCUUCAGGCCCUUACUUUUGACAUUAUAAGUACUUCAAAGAAAGCUGAUAUUGAGAAUAUAAUCCACAAGAAGGAAGAUACCCUUUCCAAACAUCUCUGGUCUUCCACCACCAAAAGUAUCAAAGGGUUGCGAAGAACCUUUCCCCCAGAUGAAGACUUCUGUAUCUGGAUCAAGCGAAGGAAAGAACGGAACCUGAUUAAGAAAAUGAAAUCUAUAGCUCUUCCAAAAUGUUCAGAGAUAUACAUCUAUGACUGCCUUCCAAAUAGCAAAUAUGCCAAAGUUUUCUUAGAGGAUACCCUGCAGUAUAAUUGAAAAGUCCUUCUUUUCGAGUCAAACGUUAUGACGAGCAUCAAUAGGUUUCUACCUCAGAUAUGCAAGGCGAGUCACCUGAUCACCGAGAAAAUUGUCCUUUGGAGGUUCAGCAUCAAUGCGUCACAUUUACGAAAAAUAUUAGCCACAAAUAAGCUCAAGAGCACCGUCGAAUUUGAAAGAUGCAAGAUAACAUUACCCACAGUUCCUGACCUCUCAGCCUGAUGAAGAGGAGCCAUGAUCGAAGCCCUCUGCUUUGUAGGAUGAGGAGAAGAGACACAUAGCGAUUGGGUUAAUAAUCUCCAAGAUUUUGAAAACCUCAUCCAUGGGCUUUGGAAUUCAGAUUUAAGAGAAAGUCUCAAAGAGAUCAAUCUCACCUGAUGCAAGCUUUCUCAAAGCCAUAUUGACAGAAUCUUCAAACAAUACUGUUUUAGUCACGCUGAGAUUAUUGGCAAUUUCCAUAAAUCAUGUUAAAAUUUGAAUUCUUUACUUCAAACAUAAAUU